GCUCACAACAAAUUCGAUGUCAGUGAUUAUUAGUUGACUAGUAACUACCUAACAGUCGAAUACCGCGCGCGGUAAUUUUGCUUGACGGUUUUAUUUUAUUUUUUUUUAUAUACAAGCUAGUGUUCCAAGUGAUAAUCCGGAUUAUUGUUUUGACAAUUUUCAAGGAAUUCUAUGACUUCAUGAUGAUUAUUAGGUGGAAGCUCAUAUUUGGCUUUAUUUUGGCAUUAGGAGGAGGAUGGAAUGCCGAAGCCAAGAAAGAUUCAAAACUUGAAUUGAGUUCAAAAUGCCCAAUGCUCACUGAAUGCCCCUUUAGAGCUGAAACUUGUUCUGAUGAUGACGAUUGCUCCCUUGAUGCCGUUUGCUGUAAAAGUCCUUGCGGAAAAGUUUGCACCAAACAAUUAUUCACAGGUUGCCAAACUCUGAGAAUGGCAGCAUCCAGGAGAGCAAAAGCACUUGGUGUUGAGCCCAAAUCUGUAAGGAUGCCAAGAUGCAAUAAAAUGGGAGGAUUCGAACAAAUUCAAUGUGAUAAUGAGAUAGUAAGUUCUUGUUGGUGUGUAGAUGAAGCUGGAUUUGAACUGGCAGGGACCCGAGCUCCCGCAGCUGCACUCGUCAAUUGUACUGCACCAAAGCCAUGCGCAGAUCACACAUGUAGAAUGUUCUGCCCACAUGGUUUUUCUUUAUCUGCUGAUGGUUGUCCAUUAUGUCGAUGCAGGGAUCCUUGCGAUGGCAUAAAAUGUCCCAAUGCUCUUGAAUGUCAUCUUGAAGAACUUGCUUGUGCAGACCCUCCAUGUCCUCCGGUUCCCACAUGUAAACGUGGAAGAAGCUUGGAUAAUAUUUGUCCAGUAGGCGACCCUCUUCGUAUCAGUGAAACUGUACGACCCUUUUUAUGCGGGAAUGAUCUAGGAAAACCACAAUGCCCUCCGCUUUAUCAAUGUUUAGUUCAAACAGGUAACGAUUAUGGCGUUUGUUGUCCAGCGUCACUGAAAAUCCAGAAAACCGGAAUGUGCCCAAAUGAGAUGCAAGGGAACCUGCCCUGUGGUAAAAUAUGUAGUCAUGAUUUGGAAUGUCCAUCCGUUCAAAAGUGUUGUGGUACCGAAAAAUGCGGACUUUCAUGCAUUCAUCCAGAGAAUAUUACAGAAUGUCUUCAUCAGCGUGCUUUAUCGGAAUUAUUUGCAAUAAGCGAAAGAGGGGGAAGAGGUUAUGUACCUCAAUGUACUAACGAUGGACAAUUCGAGGCAAAGCAAUGUAGCCGCAAUGGAUUGGUUUGUUGGUGCGUCGAUCGAUUAGGUAGAAAACUUAAAGGGUCAAUGGGUCCAGCUGAAAACAUUAAUUGUUCUGUAAUAGAUGCUCGAUAUGAAGUUAUGGGCAGAAGUCUGAAUAAAAACGGAAAAGAAUGUGAUCAACUUGAUUGUGCCCAAGUGUGCGAAUAUGGGUUUAAACUGGAUGAAGACGGUUGUCAUACUUGCAAAUGUGAUGAUCCAUGUGAUGGAUUCAUGUGUCCAGAAGAUGAAGAAUGUGUAAAUGUCAAAGAAUCAUCUUGUAGUGAUUUCUUCUGUUCAUCAGUACCUGUAUGUCGACCAAAAGCAGUGUACGCUAAUCCUUGUGAAACUGGAACUCCAUUGACAGACGAUCUCAGGGGUGCUCCUGUAGCGUGUGCAUUACGGUCAGAAAAUGGAAUAGUAUGUCCAUCUUCUUACGAAUGUACAGCAGUUCCUGGUUCAACGCAAGCAGUUUGUUGUCCAGUCUUAGAAGAAGAACUAGAAUCUGAAAUAUCUGAUAGAAACCAAAUAGACAAUCGUCCUCAAACAAUGUGUGAAUAUCUCCAUGAAUUUUCUGAAAGUAUGGAAGGAACGCGAGAAGGUAUGGCUUUAGCAUUACCAACUCCAGAAUGCGAUUCAAAUGGUAACUAUAAUCCGUUGCAAUGUGCAAAUGAUUAUUGCUGGUGUGUAGACAAUUUUGGAACUGAAAUUCCAAAAACACGGCAAACUGGUAAAGCAUCUAAAAAUUGUACGGAGCUCAGAGAAACAUUGGAUUGUUUGGAUUUGACGUGCAGAAUGGGUUGUGAAUAUGGAUUUAUACUGGAUGAAGAUACUGGUUGUCCUGAAUGUCAGUGUAGAGAUCCUUGUACAGGAAUCACUUGCAAUGAUGAUGAACAAUGUCAGUUAGUUGAAGUCAGCUGCAAGGAUCAUUACUGCCCUCCUGUACCAGCAUGUUUACCUAAAAAAGUAGGGCAGUGUCCUUAUUUAGUUCCUGCAACGACUACGUCCUGUGAUUUUGAAUGCAAUUCUGAUAUGGCAUGCAACGGUACUACUAGAUGCUGCUCAAAUGGCUGUGGAACUCAAUGUAUCGAACCUUUGCUUUUAACAGGAUGUCAACAUCAGAAAGCACUGGCCCAACACCAAGCACACGAAUCUGGUAUGCCUGCAGGAAGAGUAUAUAUACCAGCAUGUAAAGAAGAUGGAUCCUAUAUGCCUAAGCAAUGCAAUCCUGGUACUGGAGAAUGCUGGUGUGUCGAUGAGUUUGGUUUUGAAUUAUCACAAACUCGCUUCAAGUCUUCAAAAAACUUUUCUUGUGAUACUCCACUGGAAUCUAAAUGUCCAUUAUAUAAAUGCGAGGAGAACUGUGAGCAUGGAUAUGAAAUAGACGAAAAAGGUUGCAGAACAUGUGAGUGUGUCGAUCCGUGUUCAAAAAUAACGUGCAGAGGAGAAGGGGAAACAUGUAGAUUGGUCUCAGUGGAAUGCAUCAGUUGGCCUUGUCCAUCAGUACCUAUGUGUCUUCCUAAAAAAGAAAACCCCUGUCAAAAUGGAGAACCUUUAAAAUUAGGAAGAACCGAUGAAUUGGUUAUGUGUGGUCCCGAUUAUGAAAGCUGUCCAUCAUCUCAUAAGUGUCAAUUGAGUCCAGUUGGAGAAUACGCCCUAUGUUGCCCUAAGCCAAGAGAUGUGUGUUUUGAGCCCUUGGAUCCAGGAACUUGUGCAGAUGAAUCAGAAAUAAGAAAUUUAACCAGAUUUUUCUUCAAUUCGAAAACUAAUAAGUGUGAGCAAUUCAUUUUCAACGGAUGUCAAGGAAACCACAACAAUUUUCAUACAGAAAAUAUGUGCAAUAUUGUUUGUCCAGUACUCAGUCAGUGUGAAAGGCUUCGAGAAAAGAACCAGAAAGCAGCGGAUCUCUACAGAAAACCAACGUUUACACCUAGAUGUGAACAAACAACUGGAAGUUGGCAAGCUGUACAAUGCUUGGAACACGUUGGCGUUUGCUGGUGUGUAACACCUCAAGGAGAACCACUGAAAGGUACCCUAACAAGAGGUGCAGAACCAGAAUGCAAUUUCAGACAAGCUCGACGCUGGUCAUCGAACAGAUCUGACUCUUCUGCAGAUGGGGACAUUGUUUUAGAAGAAUUAAUGAUGCAAAUUGGAACCCUUGAGGAUGUUGAUGAACCAGAAGAUAUUAAAUUAGAGGAUAACCUGCUAAAAUGGGAGAUACCUAUUGUCGGUAGGUGUGAAUCUCUAGGUGGUCAAUGUGAUAGUGAUGGAAAGUUUCAACCAAUUCAAUGUGAAGAAGAAACGUGUUGGUGUGUGGAUGAAGCGGGAAAUCAAUUACCAAAUACCCACACUUUUAGAAAAGGGGAAAAAGUGUGUAUUGUCACACCAAUAGAAAAAGCAGAUAUGACUCUAGUGUUCAGAGGAGAAUUUGAUGAUAUAUCAGCAGUGCCUGUAGUUAAUCAAAUAAAAAAAAUUAUUAAGAGUCUUCAUGGAAACGUAAAUAAUGAUGGCAUAAAAGCGUCAACUACAUCGGAUGCUCUGUACAUUAAAUUUUCUUUAAUUGGUGAUAACAAAGUGGAUGUUGCAUAUAAAUUGGAGCAAAUGGUUAUGCUACAAAGAUCACCAAGUUUGAAAGCUGAUAUAAGUCGAUCACGGGUUAUCCACAAGUUAUAUACUAAUGAACACAUCAAUUCGGAAAAAGUAAUAGCUUUGGAACAACGAGAAAUAGUUUCACAAUCCCCUGUAUCCGUUGUAGUUCCUUAUCACACAGCUUUGAUUGUUACCGCAGCUGCUUCUGCCUUCGUUAUAAGUGUUUUGACAUUAUUGGUUCUACUGUACAGAAGAAAAGUGACGAAUUCAUUGAAUCCACACAAAAUUUCUCAAGAUGACAGAUUUAUAACUAAUAUGAAUCAACCGAUAUACAUAGAGUUGCCGAAUGAAAAGGGGGUUUUAGAAACAAAAUCUAGCAUAAACAAAACAUAAAUCUUAAUGAAUAUCAAUAUAUUUAAUAAUAAUAACUAUCUGUAAUAAUUUCUUUUAUGUUAUCAAUAUGCCAUUUGAUCGGAACUUUUUGUGAUUAGAAGUUAAAUAUAAGACUUAGUAGUGAGUAUAUGUUUGUACAGAUUAAUUAUACUACUGUCAAUAAGUUAUUUAUGAAAUAAAUUUUGUAUAUAAGUUAAAA
Messenger RNA from Diorhabda sublineata, 4440 nucleotides. RefSeq lists its product as uncharacterized. Lineage: Eukaryota; Metazoa; Arthropoda; Insecta; Coleoptera; Chrysomelidae. The transcript is spliced from 21 exons. Gene Ontology annotation, biological process: cell-matrix adhesion. The record is from RefSeq and is a predicted model, not a curated record. Gene Ontology annotation, molecular function: serine-type endopeptidase inhibitor activity. The coding region runs from base 180 to 4241 and encodes 1353 amino acids. Gene Ontology annotation, cellular component: basement membrane; extracellular region.